GCCGCCUGCUGCAGUUCAGUAACUUUGUUGUCUAUCCAAAAAGUCGUUUGACAAAAUAGUUCUACGUAUCGGAAAAAUUGUGACGGUAUUAUUCCGUUGAAUAAAGCCUACUUAUAUCAUGGACCGCAGGCAUAAGCAGUCUAGGUGGGACUCACACAGGAGUUCAAGCACGGCUCCACUUGGCCUACCUGUAUCAAAUUAUUCUGGUUAUGGGCUUUUUAUUCCUGAAGACUGGUUCCUGAGACUGAAUCGAAGGCACCAAGUUCUGGGCCGCCCCAUAAAAGCCUCAUCCUCGAAACCUAAACAGAGAUUCUGGAUUUACAGACCAUUGCAGAUUUCAGUAGUUCCACCUAUUGGUACUGCUGUUCACUCAUUAUAUGCAAAUUAUCCCCAAGUAGUUCUCCCUCCAUACUGGCCAAUGAACAUGGGGCAGAAAGCUUCUGGUGGUAUCAAGACUGUAUCGAUAUCAAGAGUCUCUUCUGCUACAAUACACAGGCCGAUGGCAAAAGAACUUGCCAUUAAUCCUGAUUUUCAAAGACCUGGCAGACUUGAUGUUUUGCUUGACAUGCCACCUGCAAGUCGUGAACAACAACUGAAGCAUGCAUGGAAUCCAGAUGACCGUUCACUGAAUAUUUUUGUCAAAGAAGAUGACAAAUUGACUUUCCAUCGGCAUCCAGUGGCUCAGAGUACAGACUGCAUAAGAGGCAAAGUGGGCUAUACGAGGGGUCUUCAUGCUUGGGAAAUACAUUGGAACAUGAGACAGCGAGGAACUCAUGCAGUGGUUGGUGUCUCAACUCGUGAUGCUCCCUUACACUCUGUAGGUUACCAAUCUCUUGUUGGAAGUAAUGCUGAAUCCUGGGGGUGGGAUUUGGGUAGAAAUAAACUAUAUCAUGAUGUGAAAAAUAAUCCUGGUGUUACAUACCCUAGCCUUUUGAAUUCUGAUGAACCUUUUGUGGUUCCAGACACUUUGCUGGUAGUUUUAGACAUGGAUGAAGGAACGUUAUCCUUUGUUGUUGAUGGACAAUAUCUAGGUGUUGCAUUCCGUGGCUUAAAGGGCAAGAAACUAUAUCCUGUAGUAAGUGCCGUUUGGGGACAUUGUGAAAUUACAAUUAAAUAUUUUGGUGGAUUAGAUCCUGGACCUUUGCCUUUAAAAGAUAUAUGUCGACGAGUCAUUAGGCAACAAAUUAAUAAAAGACGCCUUGGACGAGUACAUGAACUUAGCUUACCUAAAGCUCUGAAAAGUUAUCUCUUGUAUCAAGAUUGAAUUAUUAAAAACAACCAACAACUUUAGUAUUAACUCCAUUUUGGGACCACCUCCAGUGCAAAUUACGACUUCACAUCAAGAUGUGAUAUUGGUCCAGAUCAUUUCUUGUGCCAUAAAAUGAUUCUUAUAACGUAGUAAUUUGUAUUAUGUAACGAUGAAUUUCCUUGGUUUGUACCUUUGUUAAGAUUUGGCUAGUUAUGUAAAGGGAGUAUGUUCUUGUACUGUUCAGUUAAUGUGUUAUAAAAGUACUUAAUUUAUGUCAUUAUUAAGAUAUAAAUUUGUAGAUAUUACCAGUCACUUCUGAAUUACAAUUCAAAAGAUGGCUUUUCAAUUGCAUUUGACAUGCUUUGGAAUUUCUAGCAAUAUGGCAGCUAUCUACCUCUGUAUGCUAGAAUGAAAAGGUAUUAGUAUGUUAUGUAAAUUAAGUUUUAAAUGUAUGCUUUUGAAUUGCUGUUUUAUUUGUAAAAUUUAUAUUUUUUUAUGAUGCUCCUCCAAAUUCAUCUUUUAUUUUCUUUCCUUAAUUCCCUGUGAAUUUUUUUUUAAAAAUAUUGUUUGUCGUGAUCUUGUAUUUAUAGUAGAAUAAGUUUGUAAAUACAUCAAUCUGUGAUCUUUUCUCAACUAUCAUUGAUUGUUCUUUACAUUAGGAAAUAUUUGUGUAUAUUUUGUUAUUGUUCCAAAAUCGCAACAGACAUGAUAAAGAAAAUUUUUAUUUAUUCAAUUUCAAUUCUUUUGAGUUGCACUUAAUGGGGGAAAAUUUGUGUUUCAAGAUUGACUCAAAUUAUCAUGGCAUUUAUGAUUGAUGCAAUGGGAAAUGUAAAAUUUUUAAAACCAUUUCUUCCAAAAUAAAAGGCUCUCAAAAGAUAA
Argiope bruennichi is the source of this 2128-nucleotide messenger RNA. It is a transcript of the gene gus, whose product is annotated as protein gustavus-like. Gene Ontology annotation, biological process: proteasome-mediated ubiquitin-dependent protein catabolic process; intracellular signal transduction. Bases 119 to 1264 code for a protein of 381 amino acids. Gene Ontology annotation, molecular function: protein binding. Lineage: Eukaryota; Metazoa; Arthropoda; Arachnida; Araneae; Araneidae. The transcript is spliced from 3 exons. Gene Ontology annotation, cellular component: SCF ubiquitin ligase complex. The record is from RefSeq and is a predicted model, not a curated record.